Messenger RNA from Camelus dromedarius (Arabian camel), 1417 nucleotides. RefSeq names its product ryanodine receptor 1. Gene Ontology annotation, cellular component: Z disc; sarcoplasmic reticulum membrane; sarcolemma. The transcript is spliced from 12 exons. Gene Ontology annotation, molecular function: ribosome binding; ryanodine-sensitive calcium-release channel activity; translation initiation factor activity. The record is from RefSeq and is a predicted model, not a curated record. The coding region runs from base 129 to 1274 and encodes 381 amino acids. Lineage: Eukaryota; Metazoa; Chordata; Mammalia; Artiodactyla; Camelidae. Gene Ontology annotation, biological process: striated muscle contraction; regulation of translational initiation; release of sequestered calcium ion into cytosol by sarcoplasmic reticulum.
ACAAUGACGUAGUUUCCGUUUCCACCAAUCUUUCCUUUUCCGGUCCUCGAGGAGUCCGCGGCGGCCGGGUCUGCGGCGGCCGGGUCUGCGGCUUCGCCCCGGGUGUGGGAGGCGACGGAGUCCUGGCGAUGUUUGAGCAGGUGAGAGCAAACGUGGGCAAGACGCUCAAGGGUAUCGACAGGUAUAAUCCUGAGAAUCUGGCCACCCUGGAGCGCUAUGUGGAGACACAGGCCAAGGAGAAUGCCUAUGACCUGGAAGCCAACCUGGCUGUCCUAAAGCUGUCUUUCCCCAGCAACUACUGGGACAAGUUCGUCAAGCGGAAGGUCCUGGACAAGCACGGGGACAUCUGUGGGCGGGAGCGGAUCGCCGAGCUGCUGGGCAUGGAUCUGUCCAUGCUGGAGAUCACAGCGCACAGUGAACGCAAGCCUGAGCCACCGCCGGGGCUGCUUACCUGGCUCAUGUCCAUCGGCGUCAAGUACCAGAUCUGGAAGUUCGGGGUCAUCUUCACCGACAAUUCUUUCCUGAACCUGGGCUGGUACAUGGUGAUGUCCCUCCUGGGGCACUACAACAACUUCUUUUUCGCUGCUCACCUCCUGGACAUUGCCAUGGGGGUCAAGACACUGCGCACCAUCCUCUCCUCCGUCACCCACGAUGGGAAACAGCUGGUGAUGACCGUGGGCCUCCUGGCGGUGGUGCUCUACCUGUACACCGUGGUGGCCUUCGACUUCUUCCGCAAGCUCUACAACAAGAGCGAGGACGAGGACGAGCCUGACAUGAAGUGUGACGACAUGAUGACGUGUUACCUGUUUCACAUGUACGUGGGUGUCCGAGCAGGUGGGGGCAUUGGGGACGAGAUUGAGGACCCAGCAGGUGAUGAAUAUGAGCUGUACCGGGUGGUCUUCGAAAUCACCUUCUUCUUCUUUGUCAUCGUCAUCCUGCUGGCCAUCAUCCAGGGUCUGAUCACUGACGCUCUUGGUGAGCUCCGAGACCAACAACAGCAAGUGAGGGACGAUAUGGAGACCAAGUGCUUCAUCUGCGGCAUCAACAUCGGCAGCGAUGACUUUGAUACGACAUUGCAUGGUUUCGAGACCCACACGCUAGAGGAGCACAACCUGGCCAAUUACAUGUUUUUCCUGAAGUGUCUGAUAAACAAGGAUGAGACAGAACACACGGGUCAGGAGUCUUAUGUCUGGAAGAUGUACCAAGAGAGAUGUUGGGAUGUCUCCCCUGCUGGUGAUUGUUCCCGCAAGCAGUAUGAGGACCAGCUUAGCUGAGACAACCACAGCUGGCCCUUCACUCACACUUCAAAUGCCUUAUGCUUAGAGCAAGCCCCUUAGUCCCCAAAUCCCUCCUCCCAAGGCUGCUGGGGGAGAGGUGACCAUGUGCUGUAGAAAUAAAGUCUGUGCUAUAUCCCUGA